AUGAUGACUAUGAGCUCUAUAUCGGACACUUUGGCCCCGCCAGACCCCUCCAAAUCGGCGUUUUUGGAGUUCGGCGGCCACGGCUACCCCGGACACCAGCAGCCCUCCCCAGGCCUAUCCCACUACCCGGUCCACGGCCUGCAUGCGGUCGGCCCCUCGCAGCACCACGGGCAUUUCUCCUCCGGCGCGGCGACGUAUGGUCGCCCCCUGGGCUACCCGGGCUAUCACAGCCCAGUGAGCGCGCACCACCCCGGCACCUACCUAUCCUAUCAGCACGGAGGUCACGGCGGCCCGCCCGGACACAGCAGGCUGGAUGAUGCGGAUCACGAGAAGCCCACAACGGUGAUCGAGAACGGGGAGGUGCGGCUGAACGGGAAGGGGAAGAAGAUUCGGAAGCCCCGCACCAUUUACUCUAGCCUGCAGCUCCAGGCCCUCAACCAGCGCUUCCAGCAGACCCAGUACCUUGCUCUGCCCGAGAGGGCAGACCUGGCGGCCAAACUGGGCCUGACGCAGACCCAGGUGAAAAUAUGGUUCCAGAACAAACGGUCCAAAUACAAGAAGAUCAUGAAGAAUGGGCCGUGUGGACCCGAGGGAGACCACCUGGCCCCCCAGCCUGCGUCCUCCUCCUCCCCCUGCUCACUGUGGGACAUCAGCAUGGCCGCCAAAGGCGCGCCAGUGCACUCUGGAGGAUAUAUGAACAAUUUCGCUCACUGGUACCCGGGACACCAGCAGGACUCCAUGCCGAGGACUCAGAUGAUGUGACGCAGCACUUAAGGAUACAUUUAUGGAUUUAUGCCAGCGAGCUGACUGGAGCUGUUAGGGACACACAGACAUUGUCGUGGAUGUGAGACGCACUGGAGGCAGAAAUAACGUAACGGGCAGAGAUCAAUUGCA
Pseudoliparis swirei is the source of this 894-nucleotide messenger RNA. RefSeq names its product homeobox protein Dlx4a-like. The coding region runs from base 1 to 762 and encodes 253 amino acids. Gene Ontology annotation, biological process: cell differentiation; negative regulation of transcription by RNA polymerase II; embryo development. The transcript has 3 exons. Gene Ontology annotation, molecular function: DNA-binding transcription factor activity, RNA polymerase II-specific; RNA polymerase II cis-regulatory region sequence-specific DNA binding. NCBI's taxonomy places the organism in Eukaryota, Metazoa, Chordata, Actinopteri, Perciformes, Liparidae. The record is from RefSeq and is a predicted model, not a curated record.